This is a messenger RNA of Drosophila rhopaloa, 2423 nucleotides long. RefSeq names its product activating signal cointegrator 1 complex subunit 2. The transcript is spliced from 4 exons. The record is from RefSeq and is a predicted model, not a curated record. Gene Ontology annotation, molecular function: ubiquitin binding. NCBI's taxonomy places the organism in Eukaryota, Metazoa, Arthropoda, Insecta, Diptera, Drosophilidae. Gene Ontology annotation, biological process: regulation of DNA-templated transcription. Bases 130 to 2367 code for a protein of 745 amino acids.
CCCACCAAAUAGUGGCCACCCUGCGCUGCUGUUUUCUCAACAUUCGCAUGAAAUAGUUCAAUUUGCAAAACUGAUCGUUCUAUUAGCCGAAUUACACAUAGUUAAUCUUAGUUAAGUUAAGUUAACGCCAUGCUGGACAACGACACCAGCAACAACAACAACUGCAACCCACUAAAACUGCCGCUGGGCGACUUGAAGUUUGCGCUUUCUGGAAAGGAUGGCGUGCGCAGGAAUGUUCCGGCACUGGACGAGCAUUGGGUGCGCCGCGAGAAACCCUUUGGCAGCUACCCAUGCCUGAUGAGCUCCUACGGCCGCCUGAAAUCCGGUGCUGCGCUGGAGGAGUGGACCUUUGCGGCCAACAACUGCCGCCAGGACAUGGAGUUUUUGCUGAGCCUGAGUCAGCACGAAUUCUGGUCCUAUAUGGUUUAUGAGGAGUCGGCCAUGGCGGCCAUUGUCACAUUCCUGCAGCGCGCCAAUCCCUACUACAAACAACCGGAAGCCACCCAGGACAAGGAGUUGGAACAGGCCAACUUGCUGUACGGGCAGCUUCUCGAUCUCGUCGUCCGUCUGUUGAUGCGAUUGUGCACCGCAGAGGAAUCGGAUACCGAGUGGAUCAGCCCGCAGCAGCACAGCAGCCUUUUGUACAGCAACUACCUGAUCUCGGUACCCAUGCUCUUUGACCUGCUCAUUGCCGUGGGUGAUGCGGAGACCAGCAAUGUAGAACUGUUGCGCCAGAUCUUCGAGAAGGUGCUGCGACUGCAGCCGGAGUAUCGAAAGGAUCUGAGGGAGGCACUAGCCUUCUACGAGAGCGCCUUCCUCAGCAUGCAAAUCCAGGUGGAGAACGAGGGGUGUGAGGGCGCCGGAGGCGGGGCGCCAUUGGAUGCGGACUUGGAGACGCCCUACGACGAUGUGGUGCUCUUCGCCAUGGACUGCGCCUACACGCUGCGCCUGCUGCUGCUCCUCUGUCCUGAUCUGCUGGAGAAUAUCGAGCAACUGCGCUUGGCCCAGAGCAUUGCCAAUUUCUAUGAUAUGACAGUGCCCAUGUUGUACAAGAACAUAUACAUGGUUAACCCGGGGGCCAGCUCGCUGCGCUGGCUAAACGAGACGCGCCAGCAGUUCCUCUUCGUCAUCCGUCGCGUGGUCAGCUUACAAAUAGAGGCGGGACGCGGCCAGCAGCUGGUCGAACUGCUGCAGGAGUGCCUCUCCGCCCAGACCUUCGUGGUGGACUACCAGCGGCAGUUUCCCCUGGAGCACGACAUGGAGAUGCUGCUAGAACGCUGCCCGAACAUCAAGAACUACAAGGUGGACUUUGUGAUAGCCGGCUACCAGAAGGCCCUGAGCAGCUGUCCCGGCGGCAUCAUGGCAGACGACAUGGUCAGCAACCUGGACACCGAGGAGGAAGACGACGAAUACGAGGAUGAGGACUCCUCGCGCACCUCACCACUACCGUCUGCGGCGGCCAAUGGAGCCACCAGAGACAUCGACUUAGAGGUGACCGCUGUGCUUGACGUGCUGCCCGACCUGGGCAGGGGCUUUAUUCGGCGCCUGCUCACCCGCUACGAGAAUAGCGAGCAGGCCAUUGCCGCCAUUCUGGACGACAAUCUGCCUCCGGAUUUGGCGCAGAUGGAUAGGCAGGAGGUGUACGUACCGCCCGAUCCGCAGGACAAACUGCAACGCCAGACGGGCGUGCGCCACUUCAACGUCCACGAUGGCGAUCGCUACGAUGUUCUGACGCGGGAUCAGCCAGAGUGCAUCAUAAAGCAGGGCAAGGGCUUGCCGGGAGCGCCGCGCAAUGCGGAGCAGCUACUGGACGACAAACGCGAUCUGGAGCAGCUGAAAGAGCGCUACCAACAGUAUGCUAUGGUGGAGGAGACGCCGCUGGAGAGUGGCGAGUAUGACGAUGAGUACGACGACAGCUACGAAGCUUUGAACGAGGGUCAAGCGCCGCCGGUGAGCCUCUUGCGGGCCAGACUUCAGGGAGCUGCCUCCAAUUCCGCUUACGAGGCACAGGAUCAGGUGGAAGAUGACGAAGAGGAGAGCUCCGGGAGCGGAUCCGAUACGGAGGCGGCUAAGCGUAAUGGCAGAGACUUCUGCGAAAAUCCAGAGGUGAUUCGCGCUCGUUACCAGCAGCGCCAGAUGGCCAAGUACGGUCAGAGAAGUGGAGGAAGCGGUGGAAGCGGAGGAGGUGGUAGCGGAGGUGCUGGACAACAGUCUGGCCCCUCUGUAGUGGGAGCACCCAAGGGCCAGGGCCAGUCACAGCAGACCCAACGCAACCGCGGGCAGAAGGAGGCCCACAAAUCCUCGCGGGCCAAUCACAAUCGCAAAGCCGGAGCGGCUUUCAAGCGCAGCAAGGGAAUGAUGGGUUAACUUAAGACAAGAAAUCCAGUUGCAGGAUCAACAAAUAAAUGUAUUAAUACCUAGUA